Molecule: messenger RNA, 1812 nt
Organism: Brenthis ino (lesser marbled fritillary)
Lineage: Eukaryota; Metazoa; Arthropoda; Insecta; Lepidoptera; Nymphalidae
Source: the annotation of a GenBank genome assembly
AUGAUAAGUAGAGGAAUAUGUUGGUGGAUAUUGUGGAUAUCAUUAAGCAUAUCUGUUGCGAGCGGAUAUGCUUUAAAGAGACCCAAUAUUCUGUACAUCAUGGUUGAUGAUAUGGGUUGGAAUGACGUGUCAUUUCAUGGAUCAGAUCAAAUUCUGACCCCUAAUAUUGACACGCUCGCCUCCCAAAGUGUCGUGUUCCAGCAAUAUUACAGUGAAGCCAUUUGCACUCCGGCUCGCACUGCGUUGCUUACAGGAAAAUAUCCCAUGAGAUUAGGUAUGCAAGGAAUGCCUUUGUACAACUCAGAAGAUCGCGGAAUCCCGAUAUCAGAACGACUUUUGCCAUCAUAUUUAAAAGAUUUAGGUUAUUUGACACAUUUGGUUGGAAAAUGGCAUGUGGGGAUGUCAAGACAAGAAUAUUUGCCAUUAUCUAGAGGAUACGAUACACACCUCGGAAUAAGAGGCGGAUUCACAGAUGCGUAUACUCAUCAUAAAGUUGAAACGUGGCCGAAUGGUAGAGAGUUCUUCGGCUUAGAUCUUUUCGAUAACUCCAACCCACUAGAUGACGAGGAUAGAUAUAUCACAGAUGUGUUGACUGAAAGAGCUAUAAAUAUAAUUCGAAAUCACAACGAGUCAAAUCCAUUGUUCCUGCACCUGGCACAUAGUGCACCCCACGCGGGCAAUGACGGCGGCCUGUUACAACCACCGCUCUACUCUACAGUCAAGAACCGUCAUAUUGCACACUCUAAUAGACGUUUAUAUGCAAAGGUCGUUUUUCAUUUGGAUGAAAGUAUUGGAAAAGUAAUAAGAGCUAUCGCGGAUAAAGGAAUAUUACAUAAUACUUUAAUAGUAUUCGUAUCAGAUAAUGGAGCACCAACAGUGGGUCAGUUUAAUAAUUGGGGUGUAAAUUUACCGUUUAGAGGUAAAAAACAGACACCAUGGGAAGGAGCAGUCAGAGUGCCAGCUUUUAUUUGGCAUCCAACCCUCAAGCCUAAAGUAUGGGACGGUCUUAUGCAUAUAACUGAUUGGUUGCCCACACUAGUAGCAGCCGCUGGAGGCGAAAUAAACGCGCAGAUCGAUGGAAUUAAUCAAUGGGAAUCCAUAUUCCAAGACCGAGAGUCUAGAAGAAAAGACGUUCUAAUAGCUAUUGAUGAUAGCUCUACAAAUACCUAUGCAUCAUUCCGAUCGGGCGACUAUAAAAUUAUCGUAGGCAAUGUAUCAGGGUUGAGCAAUGGAUAUUAUGGCGCAGAUUUUCUGAGGAUCAACGGUCGUACACCUGAUUAUUUCCCAGCCCUUCGGUCCAGUGAAGUUGCUAAAGUAUUUGAAAGAUAUGGUCUCACAUUAGAUUACGACCAAGUAUUGUCUAUGAGGAAAGCAACUACAAUAAAUCAACUUGACCGUGUAAGAGAUUUAAUUCCUUGUGAACCUACACCAAUCCGCGGUUGCUUGUACAAUGUUAAGCAAGAUCCAUCUGAAAGUCACGAUCUAUGGGAUCGUGGCACAAAAGUAGCUGCUUCACUUAUAAGCAAAUUACAAGUCUUGUGGGCAAUGCAGUUAAGGAGAGGACCGCUAGCAUUAGAUGCGAGAUCUGAUCCGGCUAACUUUGAAUAUAGAUGGUUGCCGUGGCUGAAUGACACAGACCCUGUAGUUAAUACCACAAACAGUAAUGCAAAUAAUUCAUUUAAGGAUGAUAUAAAUAAUUUAUAUCUGCUUACAAACCAAAGCCCUUUAAAUGAUCGAACUGCUGCUGCAAUAGCUGCUUGUGAUCGUACACAUGGAUUAAGAAAUCUACUGUGUGUUUUAGGAAGUAUUUUC